ACGCAGGGUGGGGGGAGGGAGCGCACGACGUGCGCGCGCCCUCGCCUUCGUCCACCGCUGCCGCCUCCUUCUUCUGCCGCUCCUGGUGCUGCUUGUGUGCGCGUUCGGUGCGGACCUGGUACCUCUUUUGUGAAGCGGCAACUGAGGAGACUCCGGCGCUCGCCAUGGCCGACGAAAAGCCUAAGGAAGGAGUCAAGACCGAGAACAAUGAUCAUAUUAAUUUGAAAGUGGCGGGGCAGGAUGGUUCUGUCGUGCAAUUUAAAAUUAAAAGGCAUACACCACUUAGUAAACUAAUGAAAGCCUAUUGUGAACGACAGGGUUUGUCAAUGAGGCAGAUCAGAUUCCGAUUUGAUGGACAGCCAAUCAACGAAUCAGAUACACCUGCACAGUUGGAAAUGGAGGAUGAAGAUACAAUUGAUGUGUUCCAGCAGCAGACAGGAGGCGUCUACUAAGGGAGCCUGCUGCUUUCCUCCACAGCUCUUCUCACAGACCAAGAAUACAUUCUCAAUUAGAAACAGCAACUGGGCUCCUUCACACCCUGACUACUGCAGUAUAGUUUCUCUAUUCUUUCAUUGUCCCUCCCCCGUUCCUUUAUUGUACAUAAAGUACCUGGUGUAUGUGCACAAACAUAUUGCAUUUUUUCUUUCUCUCUCUCUCUCUUUUUUUUUUUUUUUUACUAAAUGGCCAAUGGUAUGUUUUGAUUGACAUCAGAUGGAGAGGGAAUGGGGAAAUAUACUGGUUCCGUGACAAUGCCCCAUUCUCCAUUAGUGGCAUGCUCAUUCAGUUCUUAUCUUUAUAUUCCAGUAAGUUAUUUUGCUCUCACUGUUUUAACAAAAACCCAACAACAUAAAAAUCCUUGCAUACUUUGAUUGGAGAAUUUUAAUGUUUUUCAUUUAUCAUUGUAAAACCAAGGACAAUUUUAUAACUUUUUUGUACGUAGCUGUUACAUGUAGGGCAAUCUGUCUUUAAGUAGGGGUAAAUUACUCUUAAAAAAAAUGAAUCCUAGAUAGUUUUCCCUUCAAGUCAAGCGUCUUGUUGUUUAAAUAAACUUCUUGUUUAAAAUGA
This is a messenger RNA of Ochotona princeps (American pika), 1065 nucleotides long. RefSeq names its product small ubiquitin like modifier 2 (gene SUMO2). Gene Ontology annotation, cellular component: nucleus. The transcript has 4 exons. Gene Ontology annotation, molecular function: ubiquitin-like protein ligase binding; protein tag activity. The coding region runs from base 165 to 452 and encodes 95 amino acids. The record is from RefSeq and is a predicted model, not a curated record. Gene Ontology annotation, biological process: protein sumoylation. Lineage: Eukaryota; Metazoa; Chordata; Mammalia; Lagomorpha; Ochotonidae.